AUGGCAGGGAACCUGAAAAAAGGCGUAGGGAUUAUCGGAAUGAUGAAGGAUGCCUUCCAGCCACACCAUCACCAUCUCCACUCCCAUCACCAGCCGGGGGCCGUUGACAAGAAGACGGUGGAGAAAUGCUGGAAACUGAUGGACAAGGUGGUGCGGUUGUGCCAAAACCCCAAAUUGGCUCUGAAGAACAGCCCCCCUUACAUCCUGGACUUGCUGCCAGACACCUACCAGCACCUGCGCACCAUCCUGUCCCGCUACGAGGGAAAAAUGGAGACCCUAGGGGACAAUGAAUACUUUCGCGUCUUCAUGGAGAACCUGACUAAGAAGACCAAGCAGACCAUCAGCUUGUUUAAAGAAGGGAAGGAGCGAAUGUACGAGGAAAAUUCUCAACCCAGGCGAAAUCUCACCAAGCUGUCGCUGAUCUUCAGUCACAUGCUGGCUGAGCUGAAGGCCAUCUUCCCCAGUGGCCUGUUUCAGGGGGACAACUUCCGCAUCACUAAAGCAGAUGCAGCAGAGUUCUGGAGACGCGCCUUUGGGGACAAAACCAUUGUGCCUUGGAAGGUUUUCCGCCAGUCGCUCCACGAGUUUCAUCCCAUCAGCUCCGGGUUGGAGGCGAUGGCCCUCAAGUCCACCAUAGACCUCACCUGCAAUGAUUACAUAUCUGUCUUUGAGUUUGACAUCUUCACCAGGUUAUUCCAGCCCUGGUCAUCACUGCUGCGGAACUGGAACAGCUUGGCAGUUACUCACCCGGGGUACAUGGCUUUCCUCACCUACGAUGAGGUCAAAGCUCGGCUACAAAAGUUUAUCCACAAGCCUGGCAGCUACAUCUUCCGGCUGAGCUGUACGCGGCUGGGCCAGUGGGCUAUUGGUUAUGUGACGGCAGACGGAAACAUUCUCCAGACCAUUCCCCAUAACAAACCCCUCUUCCAGGCCCUCAUCGACGGUUUUAGGGAAGGAUUUUAUUUAUUCCCCGAUGGCCGAACCCAAAACCCCGACCUGACAGGGCUGUGUGAGCCCUCGCCUCAAGACCACAUCAAAGUCACACAGGAGCAAUAUGAGCUGUACUGUGAGAUGGGCUCCACUUUCCAGCUCUGUAAGAUCUGUGCAGAGAAUGACAAAGACGUGAAGAUUGAACCUUGUGGCCAUCUCAUGUGCACCUCCUGUCUCACUGCCUGGCAGGAGUCGGAGGGCCAGGGCACGGGAUGUCCCUUCUGCCGCUGCGAGAUUAAAGGUACGGAGCCCAUUGUCGUCGACCCUUUCGACCCCAAGGACAACAGCAGAGGCUCUUGUCGAGGCACACUGGGAGCUGAAGGUGCACCUUCGCCCAGCUACGACGACGAUGACGACGACAGGCUGGAAGACCCCCACCUUAUGAUGAAAGAACUCGCCUCUGCAAAAGUGGAACGCCCCCCUUCACCCAUGUCCACAGCCCCUCAGUCCUCUCUUCCUCCAGUGCCUCCCAGACUCGAUCUGUUACCACACAGACCUCCAAGCACCUCUGGUGCUUCCAGUCCGGGGGUCACCAGUAAGGCAGCUACUCAUCACAAAGACAAGCCUCUUCCUCCGCCCCCCUCACUGCGGGAGCUUCCCCCUCCCCCUCCUCCCGACCGGCCCCACACAGCCGGGGCGGCCCCUGAUGGCCGACUUCAGAGACGGCCUCUACCCUCCACCCCAGUGGAACCCCUUCGAGAUAAGCUCCCUCCUACGCCCCCCAACCGCCCUCUCUCCGACUGGAACUCCAGGCCCGUUCCCAAAGCGCCCAUCUCAUCUUCAUCCUCGUCUUCGUCAUCCUCCUCCUCGUCCACGCAAGUGUCCAGUUUAGGGGGAGACAUCCGAGCAGGGGUCAGGGAUCUGUCCAACAGACACUCCCUGCCCCUGGCGCUGCCGUCCGCUCUGGACAACCACGCUGAGUCCCAGACCAACAACAGUACCAACAGUCUGGACCACCAACUGAUUUUCAGCACACUCAGUAAUCCAGAUUAUGACAACCCCAAAGUGAAACCCUCGGCCUCGGCCAAUGCAAUCUACUCACUGGCAAACAGACCGUCUCCGGUCUUCAGGCCAGUAACGGGAGAUGAGACCCACGACAGCGAGGACGACUCUGAAUACAUGAUCCCCUCUUCUCGACCCAUCACCGCCCCCCCUGCAGCCGAAAUCCCACCUAUCCCUAGACCCCUGUCAACCCCCCAAUCACAGACACAACCUUCUAGUUCCAACUCAAGGUCGACGCCGGCUGACCUAGACGAUGCACCUUUCAUGUAUGAAGCCAUGUUCCACAUCCAGUCCAGGUCACAACAAGCCACAGAUUCAGAUUAUUCCGAUUUGCCACCUUUAUCCGUGGCGAACGGUCCCAGAGAACAUGCAGCCGAAGACGUGGAGGAAGCUAACAGCGAUUACGACUGCCCAAAGCCCCGACUGCCGCUGCCCCCCGCCCGGAGAACUCUUUCAGAAAUCGGCUCUUCAUCCUCCUCCUCCUCCUCGUCCUGCUCCUCCUCUACUAUGGCUUUCAGCCGUCUUUCUCUGGAUUCAGAUGCUGGAGCUGCAGCUUCUUUGUCGGAGCCUCUGGAAGCGCCAGAAAGACCCCCAAAGCCUCUGCCCAGACGGAUCAACUCCGAGCGCCGGCCCAGCCCCGUCCCACCUGUCCCCGGAGCGGCCGGCGGAGAAGCCAACCCCCAGAUCAGCAGCGAGAUCGAGCACCUCAUGAGUCAGGGAUACUCGUACCAGGACAUCCAGAAGGCACUGAUGAUUGCACAGAACAAUGUAGAAAUGGCCAAGAAUAUUCUACGCGAGUUUGUCUCCGUUCCCUCCACCGCUCACAUCCUCACAUAGCACACCGCUGCACCUCUGUUCGCUCUGUCGCCCUCGCUUGGCCCGGCUCCGUUCGGUUCUGUUCGGGUCGGUAGCUGAAAGCCUACUGUGUGGAGCGCUGGCUGCCUCCCGUGUCGUCUAACGCCUCUCGCCCCCUGUGGAUCUAACUGGCUGUUUCUCCAGGCUUACAGCAUCUCUGGGAUUCUGCGCCCUGCACUCCAAGCGCUUUGAACAAGCCGUUUUUUUUUGUUUGUUUGUUUGUUUUUUCUUUGGCUGCAUCAGCAUCUCCCCAGGAGUGACUCGACGCCCGCGCAGCAGCCACAACCUGUCAUAGGAAUGCUGGGAAAGACGGAAGCCUCUCGCUGACAAAUGUUACCAACACCUCAUGAAUCAAACUAAAAGUGUAUAUCUAUAUGAAAAAUUUAAUAUAUGAGUGAAAAUAUAUUAAAUGUGUGUAAUAUAUACAGUACGUGCAUAUAAGAUAUGUGAAGAAAAAAGUCAGCUUUGAGGGUCGGUACAAACGACAGACAGGAAAUCCAGAAGAGGAAGGGCUUCUGUCCCACCAGAAGGGGGUGUGUUUGUCAGCAGAGCUUUUUUUAACGAAGGCCCUUUUUGGUUCAUGUCGCUUUGGUACGCUUGAUGUCUUGUUUUGUUUUUUACCCAAAGUAGCAUGACGACGGUUUCAGAUCUGGCCUCUGUGCUGGCAGUUUUUGUGUUGUGUGUGCGUGAGUGUGAGCAUGACAAACUUUCCCCCCCUCCCCCCUCAACAAACUUCUGUACAAAGUGAAUGUGGAAAUCCAGCCGGUGUACUCGGACUCUUUGAACGUACUACUGCUCCAUGUGGCUCCAGUGCAGCUGUGAGAUGAUGAAAGGAUCGACGGCCUUGCUGUUGUGGCAGACCGGUUUGGUGGUGCGUAACCCACGGCGACGGCAAUGUUCUUGUCUUUCUUUAACCUCACUGACUGGCUCAGGCUCCUCGUCUUUAGUCUUUUGUUACGAAACAUUGAUUUAUGACAUAUUGUACCAUGUUCAUAAGUCUGUCAGAAGUGCUUCACUGCUGCUACUAUUAGUGCUAAACAACAAAGCCUUAAAUGUACAUUUGUGAAUAUCGUUUGAGCAGUUUCUUUACAGUGACAGUAUCUUUUUUUUUUUUUCCAGUUCAUAAUGUAGCAUACUUGAAAAUGAAAGCAGCUUGAAA
Molecule: messenger RNA, 4006 nt
Organism: Oryzias melastigma (Indian medaka)
Lineage: Eukaryota; Metazoa; Chordata; Actinopteri; Beloniformes; Adrianichthyidae
Gene: cbl
Product: Cbl proto-oncogene, E3 ubiquitin protein ligase
Exons: 16
Coding region: 1-2829 (942 amino acids)
Biological process (GO): negative regulation of epidermal growth factor-activated receptor activity; cell surface receptor signaling pathway
Cellular component (GO): membrane raft; plasma membrane
Molecular function (GO): calcium ion binding; receptor tyrosine kinase binding; ubiquitin protein ligase activity
Source: RefSeq, a predicted model, not a curated record